Messenger RNA from Scylla paramamosain (green mud crab), 1958 nucleotides. RefSeq names its product ras association domain-containing protein 6-like (gene Rassf). The coding region runs from base 77 to 1567 and encodes 496 amino acids. The transcript is spliced from 10 exons. The record is from RefSeq and is a predicted model, not a curated record. NCBI's taxonomy places the organism in Eukaryota, Metazoa, Arthropoda, Malacostraca, Decapoda, Portunidae. Gene Ontology annotation, biological process: signal transduction.
UGGCAGAGGCAGAGAGGCCAGCCUGGAUGUGACCUGACCUGCGCCCUGUGACCUGCACGCGCGUCAGGCAGGCAGGAUGUGGCAGUGCAGGAAGUGUGGCAGGCCGGUGUUCUUUGCGGAGCGGAAGCAGUCGCUGGGGUUUGACUGGCACCCAAACUGUCUGCGCUGCGAGGAGUGUGGCAAGCGGCUCAACCCAGGCCAGCACGCCGAGCACAAGGGGGUGCCGUACUGCCACCACCCCUGCUAUGGCGCCCUCUUCGGCCCACAGCUCUUUGGCCACGGCACACGGAAUGAGUGCCACACCUCCUUCGGCAAGGUGGAGAACAGAGACGGCCAGGUGAAGAGGUCCCAUCUAGAGUCAAGCCUCAAAGUGUACAACCAGUUUUAUGAAGGAAAACCAGGAGAGAUCAAGAGCAGAGAGGUCAACGGGCGGAUGAUCCUGGAGGGGGUGCUCAAGAUCUACUGGGGGGUGAGAAACAUCAUCCACCUGAAGGAAGAGGAUGACCAGCGGACCUUUGCCAUUCGCCGUCGCUCCACUGCAUCCGCCUCAUCCACGGGACCCUCGGAUGACUUCUACUCUGAUAGUGAUGAGGAACAACCACUGUGGUGCGACGACCCCCAAGUUAACGGCUGCAGCACCCCAACCGCUCAGUCCCCCAGCUCCCCGCAGACCCCAAAGCCGCAGGCCCCCUCCACCCCCACAACCCCCGGGAGGAGAAGAGGCGAGGAGGAGGAGGAAGAGGAGGAGGUGGAAGAGGAUGAAGGAAGACAGGAAUAUGGGUGGAGUGACACACAAGAUAGUACAUUAAAAUACACUACUACUACAACUACUACUACUACUACUACUACUACUACUACUACUUCUACUUCUUUAGACAACCAUAUUGACUCCACCAACAAUAACAAAAGAAAUAUAAGUAAAAAUGAAGAAGAAAGAAGUUUAGAUGUGGAAGGAAAUGGAAGACAGGAGGAUAGAUCUUCCACCACCUCCACCGCCACUGCCACAUCCACCCCAGUCCGCCGAGCUGCCACCAAGACCGGGAGCUCCGCCAUCCGCCGCCGACCUGGGAGACGGAUGGACAAGACAAAGCUCAAGAGGCGGUGCUCAAUCAACGGGCACUUUUACCUACGGGAGACUAGCAGCUUCACGCCCCCACACGCCUCGCCCUGCAGUGUGUGGAUCACUUCCCUGGUCACAGUGGGAGAGGUGCUGAACAUGCUGCUGGAAAAGUACAGGGUGGAGAUGUCGGCCAGGAAUUUUGCUCUCUUCGUCAUCAAGGACAAUGGGGAGAGGCGCAGGAUCAGGGAUGAGGAGUACCCGCUGAUCACAAGAGUCAUGCUGGGGCCGCACGAGGAGGUGGCGCGAGUCUUCAUUGUUGACGCUCACCAUACAGACGAGAUUUCCCCGCAGGUGGCGCAAUUCCUUAACUUGAGCCUGGCAGAGUGUCGGGCCAUCCUGCAGCAGUACCAGCAGGAGGAGGUGCGGCAGAUCAAGGCAGUGAGGCAGAAGUAUGCAGACAUGGCCUUCUACAUCCAGAGGAGAAUGAAGGAACUGAGAGGAGUGUAGAUAGAAGGAGGAAGAGGAGAAAGAGGAGGAGGAAGGGAAAGAAGAGAAGGAAGAAGAGGAAGAGGAGGAUUAAAAGGUGAUGUGUUUGUGUGUGUUUGUGUAGAUAAGUGGGGAGAUAAUUUGUUUACUUGUAGAUUAUGAUGUAGAUUGGUUUGUAAAGAAAAAGAUGAAUUAAUUUGAGUGAGAAGUGGAAGGAAAUGAAAGUAGAUAGGACCAAAUAAAGGAAAGGAGAAGAGAAAUAUAGAUAGGAUGAAAGAGGAAGGUGAGAAAGGUACAUAGGAUGAUAAAAAGGAAGAAAGAUAGGAUGAAAGAAGAACAUGAAAAAAAGAUAAGAAGAAAAGGAAUAAAAACUUUGAUAGAAUUUAAAAAGAAAAGCAAAAAAAGAAGAUAG